Messenger RNA from Penicillium manginii, 885 nucleotides. RefSeq lists its product as uncharacterized. NCBI's taxonomy places the organism in Eukaryota, Fungi, Ascomycota, Eurotiomycetes, Eurotiales, Aspergillaceae. The transcript has a single exon. The record is from RefSeq and is a predicted model, not a curated record. Gene Ontology annotation, biological process: regulation of transcription by RNA polymerase II. Bases 1 to 885 code for a protein of 294 amino acids. Gene Ontology annotation, molecular function: DNA-binding transcription activator activity, RNA polymerase II-specific.
AUGGAGCACGUGAAACUGUUCUACCACCUAUGCACUGAAACGUUUGAUUCACUGCGCGACGAAAUCGACCUUCCUGACGUUUCGUUCCGAGACGUGUUUAAAGAGGUGUUAUCCUCACCGUACGUCUUGAAUGAGCUCUUGGCGCUUGCUGCCUUGCAUCUGAGCACUUUGACCUCCGACCAGAACAUUUAUCAUCACCAAGCGAAAGAGCUACAGACCCACGCCUUAUCAAUAUUUAACCAGAUAGCACCCGAAGUUAAUGCGGAAACAUGCGUGCCAUUGGCUAUUUUUUCUUCCGCUCUUGGAAUGCAUGAGAUGUGCGAGACAUUGUUCUUCCGAGAAACAACAUUUGAGCACUUCUUAGACAACUUUAUACGUUCUCUAUGUUUGAAUCAGGGAGUUCGGGCAGUCACGGGCAGUUCAUGGAACUUAUUGAAAGAAAGCAUCCUGGGAACGAUGUUUAAGCAAGGAGAGAAGGCUGUGACGCCUACUGGAACAGUUUCCGGCGAAACUUGCUCGCGGCUUCUGGGGCUCAUUACGACGGCGAACCUUGUCCAAGAAUACAAGGAUAGCUGUAAGCAAGCCAUUUUGGCCUUACAGCCUGUCCUCGACGAGUCUGACCGGGAAGUUUCCCAAAGACCCAGCAUCAUUUCCAUCCGGGCUUGGCCAGCCAUGGUAUGCAAAGGUUACAUUGAUCUUCUGAGAAUGAGAGAGCCACAUGGGUUGGUGGUUUUGGCUCAUUAUGCCGCGCUGAUACACUUACGGCGUGACUUGUGGAUAUGUGGUGAUGGAGGCCAGUUUCUGGUAAGAUUGAUCUGUGAUCACUUGGGAAAUGAAUGGUCGCACUGGCUACGCUGGCCAAUCGAAGUCAUAUCUGUUGAAUGA